This is a messenger RNA of Ustilaginoidea virens, 831 nucleotides long. RefSeq lists its product as uncharacterized. Gene Ontology annotation, cellular component: mitochondrion. The record is from RefSeq and is a predicted model, not a curated record. Gene Ontology annotation, biological process: fatty acid beta-oxidation. The transcript is spliced from 2 exons. The coding region runs from base 1 to 831 and encodes 276 amino acids. Lineage: Eukaryota; Fungi; Ascomycota; Sordariomycetes; Hypocreales; Clavicipitaceae. Gene Ontology annotation, molecular function: enoyl-CoA hydratase activity.
AUGGAUCAGCUAGCGACGCAGCCGCCCACAACGACCGUCUACGAACUCGGCUUCCCCGCCGAGCACGUCCUCCAAGUCACCAUUGCGCGCGAGUCGCACAUGAACGCGAUUCCCAUGGCCGGCCACUGGGAAGCGGACAGGCUCUGGCAGUGGUUCGACGACGAGCCCUCGCUUCGCGUGGCCGUCGUGACGGGCAAGGGCGGCAGGGCCUUUUGCUGCGGGGCCGACCUCAAGGAACAGGCCCGCCUGAGCCAGUCUCUGCAGAAGCCCGAUGCGCAGGCCUUUCCCGCCGGGGGGUUCAUGGGGCUGUCGACGAGAGCCGGCAAGAAGCCCGUGGUAGCCGCCGUGAACGGGUACGCCCUGGGCGGCGGGUUUGAAGUCGCGCUGAACUGCGACAUGGUGGUGGCCUCCCCAUCCGCAAGCUUUGGCUUGCCGGAAGCCAGGAGGGGCCUCUGGGCCGCAGCAGGGGGUCUCCCGCGGGUGGUGCGGACAUUCGGCAUGCAGAUGGGGUCGGAAAUCGCGCUGGCCGGACGGGUUCUCUCGGCCGAGGAAGCCGGGCGUCUGGGGUUCUGCCGAGUGUCCGCGUCGCACGAGACGGUGGUGAAGGAGGCGGUGGCCCUGGCCAGCGAGGUGGCGGCCAUGUCGCCCGACGCCGUCGUCGUCAGCCGGGCGGGCUUGCGGGAGGCGUGGGAGACGGCCAGCGUUUCGCGAGCGGCGCAGCUUGUCCACGAGCGGUACGCCAAGGGGCUGCUGGGGGGGGAGAAUCUGCGCAUCGGCCUGAUGGCGUUUGUGACCAAGACGAAGCCGGACUUUGGGCCGUCAAAGCUGUGA